CUCAAGAUCGAAAACCCUUAUUUAUAGAGAGAGAAAAAUAAAGACAACCAGGCAGACACAAAGAAAGAGAGAGAGAACAAUGGCAGAGGAGACGAAGUCAAGGUUUAAUAGAAUCUGUGUUUUCUGCGGAAGUAGCCCAGGAAAGAAAGCUAGUUACCAAGACGCCGCUGUUGAGUUAGGGAAAGAACUGGUGGAGAGAAGGAUUGAUUUGGUCUAUGGUGGUGGCAGCGUGGGUCUCAUGGGUCUUGUUUCUCAGGCAGUUCAUGAUGGUGGGCGCCAUGUUCUAGGAGUAAUUCCGAGGACUCUCAUGCCCAGGGAGAUAACUGGUGAUACUAUUGGAGAAGUGAGGGCUGUGUCCGAUAUGCACCAAAGAAAAGCUGAGAUGGCCCGUCAAGCCGAUGCCUUCAUUGCCCUACCUGGUGGUUAUGGCACCCUUGAAGAGUUGCUGGAAGUCAUUACCUGGGCUCAGCUUGGAAUCCACCGAAAACCUGUGGGCCUGUUGAAUGUAGAAGGAUACUAUAAUUCCUUGUUGUCUUUCAUUGAUAAGGCCGUCGAUGAAGGCUUUAUCUCACCCACUGCACGUCGCAUAAUCGUGUCUGCUCCAACUGCCAAACAGUUGGUCCGAGAACUUGAGGAAUAUGUUCCGGAAUGUGAUGAAAUUACAUCCAAGUUAAUAUGGGAAGAGGAGGUGGAGAGGCUGAACUACGUUGUCGAAUCGGGUGUUCCCUCGUGCCACGGAGUAUAAAUUAUGCAUGGAUGUCUUUUUUGGGUUUAUCAUACAGUAUAUAUAGUUCUAUAUACGGUUUUAACCCCCACAUCUCCAGCACAGAUUUUUUUGUUUUUUGGAACUGUGUCCUCAAACGUUCAUAUACCUGUCUGGAACAGAAACAUGUUAGUACCUUGUUUACGCUGAAAUGUGAAGGAUCUAUUUU
Molecule: messenger RNA, 932 nt
Organism: Cornus florida
Lineage: Eukaryota; Viridiplantae; Streptophyta; Magnoliopsida; Cornales; Cornaceae
Product: cytokinin riboside 5'-monophosphate phosphoribohydrolase LOG7
Exons: 7
Coding region: 80-745 (221 amino acids)
Biological process (GO): cytokinin biosynthetic process
Cellular component (GO): nucleus; cytosol
Molecular function (GO): hydrolase activity, hydrolyzing N-glycosyl compounds
Source: RefSeq, a predicted model, not a curated record